Molecule: messenger RNA, 285 nt
Organism: Emiliania huxleyi CCMP1516
Lineage: Eukaryota; Haptophyta; Isochrysidales; Noelaerhabdaceae
Exons: 1
Biological process (GO): fatty acid beta-oxidation
Molecular function (GO): enoyl-CoA hydratase activity
Source: RefSeq, a predicted model, not a curated record
CUGACCGCCCUGCGGUCGCUCGGCGUGCCCGUGGUGGCCGCGACGCACGGCAAACUCAUCGGCGGCGGCAUCGCAGUCCUCACUUGCGCCGACUACGUCGUGGCCGCGGCAGAGGCGACCUUCGAGCACGGCAACCUCGUGCGCGGGGUCUGCCCGAUCGGCGGCUACACGGCGCGGCUGCCGCACGCCGUCGGCCCGUCGCGCGCGCUGCGCAUGUACCUGACCAACGAGACGAUCGGCGCCGACCAGGCCUGCGCCAUCCGACUGGUGCACGAGGUGCAGCCC